AUGUUAGGUGAAAAAACGGUCGAGUCAAACAGAGUUGAUGGCAGGGUGGUUAAAGGUUUGCAGGAAAAUAUGGAAAUCAUGCUUCCAACUAGUUUUACUAGAGAUAUACCAGCUGAUCAUAGUUUGAUCCCAAGAGUGAGCACGGUAAAAGAGUGGCCUCAUUUGGUCAAGGUGUCGGGGCAGUUGACCCCCUACAUGAAAAACACAAGUAUUGGUCUGUUGAUUGGCAGUAAUUGCAUGCGCGCUAUAAAACCCAUAGAAAUCGCUCCUGGCGAGUUGGAUGAUCCUUACGGUGUGCGCACUGCGCUAGGGUGGGGUGUCGUUGGUGUUGUAGGAAAGUCUGAGGACAGUGGCGAUAGUACUAGUAAGCCAAACCUGGGUAGCUGUCAGGUUGGUCACUUUGCAUUCCAAACUCGUGUUAAGGAAGUUAGCCUGCGCCAAGUCGCAAAAAUGUUUGAGUACGAGUUUAAUGAGCCUGCAUCGUGUAGUUUUGAUAAGUUAUCAAUAGAAUAUAACCUGUUCAUAAAGGUACACAAAAGAAGUGAUGGACACUAUGAGAUGCCCCUGCCUCUGAAAACAUCUGAAGUCAGUUUGCCAAACAACAAGCUCAUGGCCGAAAAGCGUGCUCUUAGUUUAAAGAGAAAAAUGAUCAAGAACCUGGGUUAUAAGAAGGACUAUACAGUCUUUAUGGAUACCCUGAUAAAAAAGGGUUACGCUGAACCUGUCCCUGAGGAUGAGAUAGCUGUAAAGGAUGGGAAGGUAUGGUACAUACCCCACCACGGUGUUUACCACCCACACAAACCGUCAAAAAUCCGUGUGGUCUUUGAUUGUUCUGCCGAGUUUGCAGGAGAGGUUCUCAAUAGGCAUUUACUGCAGGGCCCUGAUAUGACUAACAAUCUAGCAGGUGUACUUUGUCGAUUUCGUAAGGGUCAGAUUGCGAUAACAUGUGACAUCGAAGGAAUGUUCCACCAAGUGGCUGUGAAUGUAGAACAACGCAAUCUUGUACGUUUUCUCUGGUGGGAAGGGGGCGAUCUCAACACUACUCCAAGGGAAUACCGCAUAACUGUGCACCUGUUUGGCGCCACUAGCUCACCUGGUUGUGCAAACUUUGCCUUAAAGAGAGCCGCCUCAGAUCACGAAGAGCAGUAUGGUAAGGAGGCAGCUGAUUUCGUUCGAAAUGAGUUCUACGUCGAUGAUGGUUGUACCUCGAAGGACGGGAUCCCCAAGGACACAGUUAACAUGAUAGAGGGCGCCAUUGGAAUAUGGCGAGAAGGAGGUUUCAGACUUCACAAGGUGAUGUCCAUUGACAAGCAAGUCCUGGCCGCCAUCCAACACUCCGAGCGUGGAAAAGGGAUACAGACCCUUGAUUUGUGUAGAGACAGCCUGCCAGUGGAACGGACCCUAGGAAUAUUGUGGUGCAUAGAGUCGGACACCUUCAAUUUCAGGGUGCAGCUUAAGGAUAAUCCGCUAACACGAAGGGGGAUCCUAUCCAGCGUCUGGUCUGUGUAUGACCCUUUGGGUCUGGUGUCGCCUUUCAUCUUGGUAGGAAAACAAAUUUUGAAAGAACUUUGUAAACACGGUGCCGAUUGGGAUGACCCUGUCCCUCAAGAGCUCAGAACGAAGUGGGAGGAAUGGAGACAGCAACUCCCAGACUUGGCAAAAUUGAAAAUUUCCAGGACGUACACUUCACAGGAACUCAGAAAGGCAAAAACAGUGGAAUUACAUAACUUUUCAGAUGCCAGCAUGUCGGGGUAUGGUCAGUGUAGCUUUUUGCGCGCGGUCAGUAGCAGUGGUGAAGUAGAAACUCAGUUGGUCAUGUCAAAGUCGCGUGUCACUCCCGCAAAGACUGUGACAAUCCCAAGGUUGGAAUUGAGCGCUGCACUGGCUUGUGUAAAAGUCAGUGAAUUUCUGGCACAUGAGCUUAAGAUAGAAAAUCUAACACAGUUCUACUACAGUGAUAGUAAUGUUGCCCUGGGUUACAUUUCAAAUGAUUCUAAGCGUUUUCAUAUCUACGUUGCAAACCGUGUUUAG
This is a messenger RNA of Lineus longissimus, 2031 nucleotides long. RefSeq lists its product as uncharacterized. The record is from RefSeq and is a predicted model, not a curated record. NCBI's taxonomy places the organism in Eukaryota, Metazoa, Nemertea, Pilidiophora, Heteronemertea, Lineidae. The transcript has a single exon. The coding region runs from base 1 to 2031 and encodes 676 amino acids.